AUGGUACUGAUUUUAGCAGGUCGUUUUUAUGUUACAGACAUUAAUAAUGAUGACCAUGUUUUAGCUACAACGCCACCAGGAUUUUCUAUAAGACAAUCAACAAUAUCUAAUUCUGGUUUAGGUGUAUUUGCAGAGACAACUAUUCCGAAAGACACCAGAUUGGGUCCAUACGAUGGAAUUUUAUACAAAACACAGCUUCCUGAUAUAAGUUGGGCAUACACUUGGAGCGUAAAAUACGAGUCUGGAGAACGAGUAAAGCACUAUGUUGAUGCUUCUCCUAAAACUCACUCCAGCUGGAUAAGAUAUGUAAACUGUGCCAAUACAGUAGAAGAGGAAAACCUGUACCUUCUCCAGUACAACUAUGAGAUUUAUUAUGUGACGUAUGAAUGUAUUAAACCUGGAACGGAACUACUUGUAUGGUAUGGGGAUAGUUACGGUGAACACUUAGGACUUCACAGAACAGAGGAAGAUUAUCAAAGACGUUUUAAUGAGCCUGACAUCAGACAAAUAUUUGUUUCCACAAUUGCAAAAGUUCCCCCACAGCCGCACACCUCAAAAUGCUUCAAAUUUUAUAAUAUGUGUCCAUUUAAGAACCCACCCGGUUCUACAGGGAAACAUACAAAGAUGUGUCUACCAGGGAAGACUUUUGACGUCUGUAGAUACACAUUGUGUGAGGAGAAUCCUUGUACCAAUAUAGUCGACUGCAGAUCAUGUGCAGGAUACUGUUUUCAUGAUGGAAAGUAUAUAAAACCAAACCACGAAUUUUUCAAAGCAGAUAAUGUCAACUUAUGUUUAUGUACAGAUGAUGGAAUUUUGAAAUGUACAAUUCAACACAGUUCUUAUGAAGAUAUGUGUGUUUACUAGAAAUAUCCAUGUAUAUUCUACACAGUAAAGAUGCUGAUUAUUUCAAAAGAUAGCUGUAUAGAAACGUUGAUACAUGCCGUAGUAUUUCCAGAUUGAACGCACAGUGUUUUGUAAUACAGAUCAAAAUACAAGAAUGCAAAGAUUCCAGUAUGGCAACAGAACAAUUGUCAAUUGAAGAAAAAAAAUGUUAUCAGAUAAUGAUCAGAUUCCAUGAAGAUUUUGAUAAUUUUAAGAUAAAUAUUCGUUAUUAUAUAUGUCGAAUAUUUUUGAAGUGGAUCAACAAUUUGUAUGGAAUACAGAAUAGAAUACAAAAUGGAAAGGUUUCUAAAAGCAUGCACUUUCUUUUUUAUUUUUUUGUUUGCACUUGUGCUUUCGUCAACCAAUGUACUAUUAAGUUAAUUGCGUUUCCUGCACGAAUUGUAUUGUAUGUUAUGUAAGUUAUUUUUGUUAGUGAGAUUUCGAGAUUAACAAUUGGGGAAACUAGGGACCUAGAAAAAAGUGUUACCUGCCGAAUUUUCAUGUGACUUGUCAAAGUUAUGGAAUCUCGUUUGUUAUCUGAUAAGUAUGGUGACCUUCUGCUGUUGUUUUUUUUAUUUGGUCUGGUUGUUGUCUCUUUGACUCAUUCCCCAUUUCCAUUCUCAAUUUUAUUACAUUGUUGUCUGGUUGACAUUACCAUGCACAUCUUCUUAUUCCUCUAGUAAAAGCAAUUAAAAAAAUAUCAGGGCUUCUAAUAAAACAUAUUUAUAAGUAUACGUAUUCCCUCUUUCCACUUAAGGCAGCAUAACUGUCCUCAUUUUAUGAAUGGACGAACAGACGUGGCUUUGUAUUUAUACGAUCUUAACAGCUACAUGUAAACAAACGAUCAUACAUCAUACACACCUAGGACUAUUAUCAUUUUUCAUCUGAAUUUUUGGAUGACAAAUGGACACAUCACGGUAAAACAAUCAAACUUUUGACACAUGUAAUAUAACAAAAAAAUCAUCUAAGGACGAAUUCGGAACGUACUGGGGUAGCCUUAUGGUCAUGUAUGAUGUAGUGGUGUUAAACCUGUAUGUUGUCAGAUGUGACCGGUACCUCCAAUUGUAAACAUUUAUUUUGUAUUUGACUCGAUAUGAAAUUGAAAUUGAAACUGAAUCAAAUUUGAAUCCAGACCUCCAAAAAGAUGUCAACGUAAUGGUACAAAACUAGGUAUGUUUUCCUUUAAUUUUUUGUAUAUUUAUGAGUUUAAAGUUCUAAAAUUACAAAAAAAAAAUAAAGCAUAUGCAACAAAAGACUUAGCGAAUGAUAAACACCUAAAGUUGAAAUUUCUGUUCCCACCACGUCGUGGACAUAAUUAUAUUGCACAAUGUGUUACAAGGUUAUUUCCUGUAUUUAGAUUUAAACAAUAAUAUGCCACACAGAAAACUGUUACGUAAUUUAUAAAAUCUGCCAGGGUAUUUCAUAGGGGAAAGUGGUUCUGAAAUCUUCCAUUUUCAUUUAAUUAUAAGUAUUGUGAUAUGCCUA
This is a messenger RNA of Mytilus trossulus (common blue mussel), 2367 nucleotides long. Its product is annotated as PR domain zinc finger protein 1-like. Gene Ontology annotation, molecular function: protein binding. Lineage: Eukaryota; Metazoa; Mollusca; Bivalvia; Mytilida; Mytilidae. Bases 1 to 864 code for a protein of 287 amino acids. The transcript is spliced from 5 exons. The record is from RefSeq and is a predicted model, not a curated record.